Messenger RNA from Pneumocystis jirovecii RU7, 795 nucleotides. RefSeq lists its product as uncharacterized. Gene Ontology annotation, molecular function: oxidoreductase activity. The transcript is spliced from 7 exons. NCBI's taxonomy places the organism in Eukaryota, Fungi, Ascomycota, Pneumocystomycetes, Pneumocystales, Pneumocystaceae. Bases 1 to 795 code for a protein of 264 amino acids. The record is from RefSeq and is a predicted model, not a curated record.
AUGACGGUAAAUAAGAGUAUACAUGUUUUUAAUUUUUGGAUUAGACUUGUAACAGGUGCAUCACGAGGGAUUGGGAAAGCGAUAGUAGAAGAGUUGCUUGAGUGUUAUAGUGACACUUUUAUUAUUGCAGUUGUUCGGCUUAAAAAGUCUAUAUUUGAUUUAGAGGAGAAAUUUAAGUCUCGAAUAGUAAUUGUUGAAGGAGAUCUUAAAGAUCCAGAAACAUGUAUUUUAGCAGUAGAUACUGCAAUAGAGCGGUUUGGACGGUUGGAUUCGUUGGUUUUGAAUGCGGGCAUUAUAGAGCCAGUUGGGAAUAUUGUAGAUACUGAUCUCGAUGCUUGGAAAGCAUUGUUUGAUGUGAAUUAUUUUUCUCUCUUAUAUAUGUUAAAAAGGGCAAUUCCAUAUCUACGGUUGUCUUGCGGUAGAGUACUUUUUAUUUCUUCUGGUGCAUCUAUAAAGCCAUAUCAAAGUAUGGGUGCAUAUAGUGGGUCAAAAAGUGCUAUGAAUAGUUUGUCUGCGGUUUUGGCAGCUGAAGAAAAAUUAAUUACUUCUAUUUCUAUCCAACCAGGGGUGGUAGAUACUCAGAUGCAAACAUCUUUAAGAGAAGUUUAUUCAUCAAAGUUAGAUCAAGUUACAUAUACAAGAUUUAAAGAUAUUUAUAAGAGAGGUUUAUUGAUGCCUCCUAGAAAAGUUGGAAAAACUAUUGCAAGUCUCUGUCUACAUGCAAAAAAGGAAUUAAGUGGAAGACUUGUUAGAUAUGACGAUGAUGAAUUGGCUGAAUAUCGAAAUAUUGAUUAA